Anastrepha obliqua is the source of this 1149-nucleotide messenger RNA. RefSeq names its product odorant receptor 59a-like. Bases 1 to 1149 code for a protein of 382 amino acids. NCBI's taxonomy places the organism in Eukaryota, Metazoa, Arthropoda, Insecta, Diptera, Tephritidae. Gene Ontology annotation, molecular function: odorant binding; olfactory receptor activity. Gene Ontology annotation, cellular component: plasma membrane. The record is from RefSeq and is a predicted model, not a curated record. The transcript has 2 exons. Gene Ontology annotation, biological process: sensory perception of smell; detection of chemical stimulus involved in sensory perception of smell.
AUGAGUCAGUCACCUGUAAACAGUCGUCGUCAGUUCUUCCGCGCACAUUGGCGGCUAUGGCUGCUGCUAGGGUGUGUUCGCACACCCGUACGCUACCCGCUGCUCUAUCGCCUAUACAGUACCGGCAUUAAUACACUCAUCAUUGUGGUCUAUCCAGGCACCAUACUUCUUGCCCUCUGCAAUAGCACCAACUCAAAGGAUUUACUGCAAGCGCUGCCAAUUUGCGCCGGAGCAUUCGCUUGCAGUGCCAAAUACGUAAGCUACCAGCGAAGCCUGCGGUCAGUACGGCAAGUAGAACAACUUUUUAAUGUUUUGGAUGAACGUAUUCAGCUAGCAGAGGAUCGCAAUUAUUUUGCGGCUAUAACGCGAAACACUAAUGUGUUAUUGAACGUAUUCCGCAGCGUGUGCGUGUUUUUCUUCAUAGUUACAAUUAUUUCAUUCAUAUCGUCGAUUGGCGAACGUGGCCUAGCCUUUGCUGUUGCAUUGCCAUUUGAUUGGCGCGCAUCGACGCUGCGUUAUGUUGGUGUAGUUACUUUGGAAUUGUUGUUGCUAACUUGUGACCUAUUGCAGAGUAUGGCGAAUGACUCUUUCCCGGCGAUUGCUUUGUGUGUACUAUCGAGCCAUACGCGUUUGCUGGGCGUGCGUUUAGCUAGAAUUGGCCACAAGAGUAAAGAUGAGUGGGCGAAUGUCUUGGAAUUGCAGCGCUGCAUUGGUGAUCAUCAGCAUUUGCAUAGAUUGCAUGCAACGCUACAAGAAAUCAUAUCCGUGCCGGUAUUUGUGCAAUAUGCAGUGACCGCCUUCCAAGACUGCUUCACUGUGAUAUCUCUUGUAUUCUACGCGCGCAAUGCCUCAGAUAGGCUUUUGUAUUGCAUGUACUUGUUGGCUUUGCAGUUGCAGAUUUUUCCCACCUGCUACUAUGGCACGGUUUGCGCCAAUUCGAUGGACGACUUGCGUCAGCACGCCUAUGCCAGCAAUUGGGUCGAACAGAGUCGGUUAUAUCGACGUUUGAUGUGCAUUUUCGCUGCGCGUAGCAUGAAAAUUACGAUGGCUUACGCAGCUGGUAUCAUUCCAAAACAUUUGGGCGCAUUUCUGGCAACUUUAAAGGCUGCGUAUUCGUUUUAUACAUUUGUGGAGGGUGUAAGGAAGUGA